Messenger RNA from Eremomyces bilateralis CBS 781.70, 1476 nucleotides. RefSeq lists its product as uncharacterized. NCBI's taxonomy places the organism in Eukaryota, Fungi, Ascomycota, Dothideomycetes, Eremomycetales, Eremomycetaceae. The transcript has 3 exons. The record is from RefSeq and is a predicted model, not a curated record. Gene Ontology annotation, cellular component: cytoplasm. Gene Ontology annotation, molecular function: ubiquitin protein ligase activity. Bases 1 to 1476 code for a protein of 491 amino acids. Gene Ontology annotation, biological process: protein ubiquitination.
AUGGAUUCCCAGAAUCGAGCGCUUGUCUACUGUCAUUCGUGUGAGGAGGAGUGGUUCCGAGAUGAACAUGGCUUGACGUGCCCGCAUUGUCAUUCCGAGUUCACAGAGAUUAUUGAAGCUAAUCAUGAUCCGCGAAUCGAUCAAUCCAUACCUACCUUAGGUGAUCUACCUCAACCCUCACAGCGCCACCCACUCUACGAUCAUGAUCCCUGGGCAGCACCCGAUCCCGAUGAAGAUGAUAUUGAGAACUUGCAGUUCCGACCAACGCCUAACGGGUUCACAGUAACAGGGACGAUACAUAGGUCCUUAUCACCGACCGGGGAAGCACGAGACGACCAUGGCCAACCACGACCGGCACUGCACGACCUAUUGAACAACUUCACGUCAAUGAUGGCUGGUAUCGCAGGUCCACAACCAGGAGAGGAGACACGAAGCCCCGGUUCUAACAGCAGAAGCGGACCCGGACAACGGACCCCAACUCCAGACCCGCGAAGCCCAACUUCAGACGAGCGAAAUCCGCUUGAGAACAUGAAUGUUCGAGGAGGGCAGGUAGAGGUCAGGUCAGGGCCAGGUCAGGGGUCAAGGUUUACAUUCACCUCGUCAACCCAACUGUUCCCUCGGGAUGGAAAUGGGUCGCCUCCGGGUAGUCCGCCCGUGGAUACCAUCCAGAAUAUCCUGAACGACAUGCUUUUCGGCGCCCAAGGCCGCGCCUGGGGUCCUCCGAACCAGGCCCACCCUCCCUCCGGAUCCCGCGGCCCCCCUCCCCCACCCUUCCCUCUCGCUACCCUCCUCCAAACUAUGCUCGGCGUCCCCCCCGGCGGCGUCCAAGGCGACGGCGUCUACACCCAAGAAGCCUUUGACCGCAUCAUCUCCCAACUCAUGGAGCAAAACGCCACCGGCUCCGCCCCCGGCCCCGCCUCCGCGGAAGCCAUCGCCGCCAUCCCGCGCGUCAAAAUCGACAAAUCCAUGCUCGGCGACAGCGGCAAGGCCGAGUGCAGCAUCUGCAUGGACGAGGUGAUUUUGGACCAGGAGGUGGCGAAGUUGCCGUGCACCCAUUGGUUCCAUAUCCCCUGCAUCGAGGCCUGGCUGGGAGAGCACGAUACCUGCCCGCACUGCAGACAAGGCAUCGCCAGUGACUCCGAGCCAAAAAACAGCGCCGAUGCAUCGUUGCCACGUCGAUCUGCUUCCGCGACCGCGGUGCCUGCCGGUCCUUCGAGCUCGGUGAGAGGGGGCCGGCCGUCGGAUUCGACUAUGCCGCAGAUGUCCGGACUCCCCGGAGGUUUUCAGUUCCCACCGCCCGAUCCGCGGUAUUAUUCCCAGCCGGCGACGCCGUCGCGGUCGUCAGGGGGCCGGAGGCUGAGUUCAAGCCGGCGAGGCUCGGGGGGUUCGUCGCAGCAUGGGGAGGGGCCACAGAGCAUUGUGGACAGAGUACGGAAUUAUUUCAGGGGUCCGAGGGAAGGGAGUCAGGGGGAAUAG